Messenger RNA from Aphanomyces invadans, 1053 nucleotides. RefSeq lists its product as hypothetical. Bases 1 to 1053 code for a protein of 350 amino acids. Lineage: Eukaryota; Oomycota; Saprolegniomycetes; Saprolegniales; Verrucalvaceae. The record is from RefSeq and is a predicted model, not a curated record. The transcript has a single exon.
AUGAAGCGCCGGGGGACGGAGCGGUCCGAACUGUGGAUUGUGGACGCAGUGACCAAGGUUGCUAAUGAGUUCUCUGCUGCGACUGUCGAUUCCGUCUGCAGCGCCAUGUAUUCGCCUGCGGAUAUUGCCAUUUUUGCAUGGUGGCUUCACCGGCGAGGUGUGGCGACGUCGUGCAUUCAACGCAUUCUCGAUGGGGCUGGAAUCUGCGCAGCAUACGUUCAAGAAACCCACGACAUUUUGGAUGGAUACGCACCGAUGGAUGAAGUUUACUUGCGACUUCGCGUGCCCAAGGCUGUCCAGUCGUCGGCACUCACAACGCAUCCAUGUCCUGCUUCCCUCACGUUCGAGUGUGUCUCAAGAGACCAAGGCGGAGUCGCGGACGCGCGUCAGUCGCCACUGCGUUGCCACAGAUGGCUUGAGUUUGAAAUCCUUGAUACCGACCAACAUGUGGUACUGCCACGUCAAGACGUCUGUCGAAUGUUCCGUUCGUGCAGGGACUACCGCUGCCACGUGCUCACGAUAGAGGACAAUCAAGUCUUGACGAAUCUUCAUCCAGGCCACGAAGUGGUUCUUCAUGUGCGCGCUGACAGUAAAGGCUCGAGCAACUACGUCAAGUUUGCGAGCAUAUCGUUGCGCUUCGCCGCGACGUUGACGUUGUUUGCUGGAGAGGAGAACGGGGAGGCCCAUUUCCCUAAGCAUGUUCCUUUGGCACCACUACGUGAAACUCUUUCAACAUCACUUGAAGCACCUACAGCAAGCAAGGCGCUCACGCUUCUUGAUUUGGACAAUGAAGCAGCGAUCUCAGGCAGCAUUGACAUCACUUCUGUCCAAGUGGGUUUGAAAGACAACUGGGAAUCGGUGGAGGUCCCACUGAAGCCACCACCGGCCGCUGCCAUGACCGAGGAAUGGGUAGACUUGGCGCCAUCGAGACCAGCGCAGCCAAAAGACCGCUGUGUCGCUGCUGCUGCUGCUGAUUCACCCACACCAUGCGAAGACGCACGUCUGGCGCCGAAUCAAACCAAGCACCCCGACGAAAAAUGCACCGUCAGCUAG